AAUCAUGGGAAAACAGAACAGCAAACUGACCCCUGAGGUAAUGGAGGACCUUGUGAAGAACACGGAGUUUAAUGAACAUGAGCUCAAGCAAUGGUACAAGGGCUUCCUGAAAGACUGUCCCAGCGGUCGACUAAACCUGGAUGAGUUCCAGCAGCUCUAUGUUAAGGCUAUUUAUAAAAUGGUGGGCACGGUGAUAAUGAUGAAGAUGAACGAGGACGGUCUGACACCACAGCAGAGAGUGGAUCGGAUCUUCAGCAAGAUGGAUAAAAACAACGACGACCAGAUCUCACUAGACGAGUUCAAAGAAGCCGCCAAGAGCGACCCGUCCAUCGUACUGCUCUUGCAGUGCGACAUGCAGAAGUGAGGCAUGCUCCGGACUGAACGAGUUAUCUGUUUCCACUCUCAUUUCCACAAGAGUAACAUGUUUGGACUACUUUUAAACGAACUUUCUUCUUGUGAUCGAACAACUAGUAUGCAUGAGAACGUUAACUGCUAAAGAGUUUAGAGUAUAUCCGUUUAAUUUCCAACAUGCAACAAUGUGAGAUGUGUAAAUCAAACGAGUCCAGUUGUUUUCACGCAUCCAUCGUCAGUGAAGUGCUCCGCCGUAUUUCAUUUCUAGCCGCAAUACUUCCGAUCACACGCACUACGUUGACUGCCGUACUUCACGCAGUCGUUUGGGAACCGAAGCGCGUCACACUAAAUGUUACGAUGAAAUCAGUCUGUCGAACUUCAAUACUCGAAAUUUAGGAGGGCGGAGAGGUUUGUGCAGCCCUCCUUCCAAACGUGCUUGUACUUGAGAAUAUAAAUGUACGUUAUUUGCAUGCAUGUCCUAAGUGUAAAAAGCUACUCUCUCUUCAUUUCGGCAACCUUGACGAAUAAUACAAGGGAGGCCUUAUAUAAAUGCUAGUAUCAAUAACAAUGCUAAUAUGUGAGAUUUACAUUCGUUCCUCAUCUAUCCAUUAGAUGUCCUCCCUCGGGUGCAUGCUUCCUCUUAAAGACGUACCAUGUGUGUGGUAAAAGCUCUCUGUAAGGCACACGUUCCAGCCCCGCCUCUGUCAUGAUUUGCAUCUGCUGAUUUCACCCUAUUUUGCACUGACACGAGGACCUAAUAACCAGUAUAACCAGUCUAAAACCGACCUUUCUUUUUCUUAACGUUAAAAAGACCACCGCUGACAUCAUUCUUAUUGCGUUAGGCUCUUGUUUUACUUUGCGCACAUGCAUGAAUGGUUGCCUGUGAAUUCGUUUUAGUAAUACAGAAAGGGCAAUAUAACAUUUUAAGCAAAUUUUCCCUGGAGGGCAUUUGGUAAAGGAUCCGCUUCCCCUGGUUUUACGACAAAACCUUAUCCUAAAUGGGUUUGGUACACGUUUACUCUUAGUGUGCAGCAUUUUUAUUCAACCGUUUUUUGUAAAACAGUAUUUCUACUCCAGUACCCAUGGUUUUUAGCUGCAUCCCUCAGAAGCAACUUUUCAAUUACCCUCGUUAUGUUAUUCUCUACAUUUUUUAUCCUUCCUCCAUAUGUUAUGUUCUCCUGAGACUUUAAAAAUAUGGCAUUCCAGAUCUCCUACUUUCACAUCUUGUGACAUUCAGGAUGGUGUCAGUCCCUUUUGUGGAGAACAAGGCACAUCUUUGUAAAAUGCAACUGCCCGAUAAAUAGUGUAUAUGUUUGCCCUGUAAAUAUUUGUACCUACUACGGUAAAGCCAAAUUGAAGCAGUCCUUUAAUUGUGUAAUAAGAGGUUUGUGUUUUAUUUGUGGCAUGUCUUCAACUCGGUAUGUAAUGGUUGCACUGACGACAUUGUGAUUAAAAUCAAUAAACUAUCUAUGGGUUGUUUUCA
This is a messenger RNA of Sinocyclocheilus rhinocerous, 1834 nucleotides long. RefSeq names its product visinin-like protein 1. The coding region runs from base 5 to 364 and encodes 119 amino acids. Lineage: Eukaryota; Metazoa; Chordata; Actinopteri; Cypriniformes; Cyprinidae. The transcript is spliced from 2 exons. Gene Ontology annotation, molecular function: calcium ion binding. The record is from RefSeq and is a predicted model, not a curated record.